UCACCCUUCACAUGAGACUGAAAACAGAAUAGAAAUUUUUAAAACACCUCUCAGUUACCCCAUCUCUGGGUCAGAAAAAGGCUUUAUCCGAAGGUAGUGAAUACUGAGGAGAAAAGCUGGCCUGAAAGGUUGUGGCCCCAGCUGCAAGGCUCAGUGAUCUGAGAUUUUAGGUGAUGUUACAGGUGGAAAAGCAGAUCAUGCUUUAUAUUGACCCAAAAUCUACAACACCACACAACUGUAACCAGUGAAUGAAUGAGCAGUUUUUAAAUUUGAUCCCUGUGUUUCUGAUGCUGAUAAUUUUCUAGUAGAUUUAUUUGGUACUUUGACAGUGUGUAAAGUCAGCAUGUUUCAUUAUUGCUCCCUGAAGUCAGCCCCUGCUCUGGGCUGCCAGGAUGCAUGGCAGAGACCUGCCCACAUUUUUGUAGAGGCUGGCACCAGUGUGCCAACCAGGGAUACACCAAACCCACAUUUGGAGCUGGGACCCAGCUUGUUGUUACCCCAAAAGUGACUCCAUCUCCCUCAGUCUACAGGCUGACCUCCCAAGAUGCCCAGGGUCUGGAAAUGUGCCUCAUCACCGAUUACUCCCCCGAGAAGCUGACUCUGAGCUCUGCUGAGCAGCACACCUCUGCUGUGGUGGGGGUGGCAGCUGCUGGGAGCGGCGAGGAGGAGUCCAGCUACCUGUCCACCUUCUGGGCCAGGAGGGACGAGCUGCACUGUGCCGCCAGCCACGAGGGCUUUGGAGAGCUGCAGGGAGAGGACCCUGAGAGUGGUGCCAGUGCUGUCUGUGUCACAGGGCUGUCCCUACACUUCAGGACAGAUGAACACUUGAACACCCUGUCUUUGUCACAGCUGGGCCUCAAAAUCAUUUUAAUGAAAGGAAUCAUUUUUAAUGUGCUGAUGACAGUGCUUAUGUGGAAGAAAAAAAAAGGACUGAGAGUAACCAGGUGGAGCAGUCCUGAAGUGCCAAACCCAUCUGCUUUGAGAGAGCAUCGUGAGCAAGAGGGAGCUCAGGGAUAUCCCUUGUGCAAGGACAUCCCUUGCUGCUCCGAUAUACCACCCCGGCCAUUAUAUUCUGAAUUGCUUUAUUUGCAUUGCUAUAAAACCACUCAAAGUGAAACAUUUCCAGUGUUGUGCCCUCCAGAUGUCUGGGUCGUUCAGCACACAGUGCCUCUUUUGCAUGAAGCACACUUUGCUCUAAUUAUACAUUGCCAAGUUGUAAAUGUAAAAUGUAAAUGUAAAAUGUUGACUUCUGCCUGGAGCAGUGCUGUGUGUUAAGAAUUUCGAGCUAAAUAUCAUCUGCAUGGGAAUUUUUCCUAUUUUGGUAGCUUUAGGCUAUUCAUAUCUCUUAGGAUGCACCCCCAGAAACCUUUUCAGGUGCAAAUGAAACACUUUGAAAAGCAAAGAGAGACUGGCUCAGGAUGUACUGUCCUGCCACCUUUUCCUAGAUCAGAACCAGAUAUCCUGUUUUUUCCCUAAAGGGUGAGAUGCAGUUCUCCCAGAAGUCCCAAAUUCAGUGAAAUUGUCACUUCAAUGUCACAGAAAAAAGAAAAGAAAAAUACUAUUUUUUUUAAGUCUAUCUGACCAUAACACCUUCUUAAUUUAAACUGGUUUAAGAUUUGGCUUUGUGUUUAGUAACAAUACAAACCAUUUUUGUUCUUUUUGUUUACUUCUAACAACGUGAGAUCUCCCAAGUUCUUUUUGUACCAGUUGCAUAAAAAUGUACUGAAAUAUUUACCUGUCCACGUGUGCCCACCUUGGAACUGUGCUUGCCUGUGGCACCUGCAUGCUGCUAAUUCGUGAACUGUACUGGCACCACGAGAUGUCUUGCAUUUCUUUAGGCUGUUAUAAAAAAAUUUUUACA
This is a messenger RNA of Passer montanus (Eurasian tree sparrow), 1861 nucleotides long. RefSeq names its product T cell receptor alpha chain MC.7.G5-like. The record is from RefSeq and is a predicted model, not a curated record. The transcript has 6 exons. Lineage: Eukaryota; Metazoa; Chordata; Aves; Passeriformes; Passeridae. The coding region runs from base 397 to 1275 and encodes 292 amino acids.